Messenger RNA from Pygocentrus nattereri (red-bellied piranha), 3383 nucleotides. It is a transcript of the gene gria4a, whose product is annotated as glutamate receptor, ionotropic, AMPA 4a. Gene Ontology annotation, cellular component: AMPA glutamate receptor complex; postsynaptic membrane; plasma membrane. NCBI's taxonomy places the organism in Eukaryota, Metazoa, Chordata, Actinopteri, Characiformes, Serrasalmidae. Gene Ontology annotation, biological process: synaptic transmission, glutamatergic; monoatomic ion transport; modulation of chemical synaptic transmission. The record is from RefSeq and is a predicted model, not a curated record. The transcript has 17 exons. The coding region runs from base 151 to 2859 and encodes 902 amino acids. Gene Ontology annotation, molecular function: AMPA glutamate receptor activity; transmitter-gated monoatomic ion channel activity involved in regulation of postsynaptic membrane potential.
CUCUCUCUCUCUCUCUCUCUCUCUCUCUCUCUCUCUUUCUCUCUCAUUCACUCCACGCGCGUGUUUUAUCCUCUCCCGCUCCGCUCGCGCGCCUCCCGCUCCUCCAUGCCUCCUCGCGCGCUGGAUGUGAGUGUGUGAGCCGAAGCUGCGAUGCGGAUCGUCGUGUUGCCGCUGCUGUGGGGGCUCGCGGAGGGGGCUUUCCCCAGCAGCGUCCAGAUAGGUGGGUUGUUCAUCAGAAACACUGAUCAGGAAUACACUGCGUUCCGCUUGGCCAUAUUCCUGCACAACACCAGCCCCAACGCCACGGAGGCGCCCUUUAACCUCGUCCCGCACGUCGACAACAUCGAGACCGCCAACAGCUUUGCCGUCACCAACGCCUUCUGUUCGCAGUACUCGCGGGGUGUGUUUGCGAUUUUCGGCCUGUACGAUAAGCGCUCCGUGCACACCCUGACCUCCUUCUGCAGUGCUCUGCACAUCUCGCUGAUCUCCCCCAGCUUUCCCGCUGAGGGGGAGACGCAGUUCGUCCUGCAGUUACGGCCCAACCUGCGGGGGGCGCUCAUUAGCAUCCUGGACCAUUACGACUGGAACCGCUUCGUCUUCCUCUACGACACCGACAGAGGAUAUGCCAUCCUGCAGGCCAUCAUGGAGAAGGCAGGCCAGAAUGGCUGGCAGGUCAGCGCCAUCUGUGUGGAGAACUUUAAUGACGCUGGCUACCGGCGCCUCCUGGAGGACCUCGACCGGCGGCAGGAGAAAAAGUUUGUCAUUGACCUGGAGCCAGAACGUCUCCAGACUAUACUAGAACAGGCAGUCAGUGUGGGGAAGCAUGUGAAGGGAUAUCAUUACAUCAUCGCCAACCUGGGUUUUAAGGAUAUCUCUCUGGAGAGAUUCAUGCAUGGUGGGUCGAACGUUACAGGUUUUCAGCUGGUGGACUUCAGUAAGCCAAUGGUCAUCAAACUCAUGCAGCGCUGGAACAAACUGGACCAGAGAGAGUAUCCCGGCUCUGAAACCCCUCCCAAGUACACUUCCUCCCUGACGUACGAUGCUGUGCUGGUGAUGGCUGAGGCUUUCCGCAACCUUCGACGCCAGAAAAUCGACAUCUCUCGCAGAGGGAACGCUGGGGACUGCCUGGCCAAUCCCGCAGCUCCAUGGAAUCAGGGCAUUGAUAUGGAGCGCACCUUAAAACAGGUGCGUAUACAGGGCCUAACGGGGAAUAUUCAGUUUGACCAUUAUGGACGCAGAGUGAACUACACCAUGGACGUGUUUGAACUGAGGAGCAACGGACCUCAAAAGAUCGGUUACUGGAAUGACAUUGAUAAGCUGGUCCUGGUGCAGAACGAGCUGGGAGGAGGAAACGGAUCAGCCAUGGAGAACCGAACCGUUAUCGUCACCACCAUCAUGGAGGGACCGUACGUCAUGCUGAAGAAGAACUGGGAGAUGUAUGAAGGGAAUGACCAGUACGAGGGAUACUGCGUGGAUCUGGCGUCCGAAAUUGCGAAGCACAUCGGAAUCAAAUACAAGAUUUCCAUAGUUCCUGAUGGGAAGUAUGGAGCGAGGGAUCCAGAGACUAAAAUAUGGAACGGAAUGGUUGGGGAGCUGGUGUACGGGAAAGCGGAGAUCGCGGUGGCCCCUUUAACCAUAACGCUGGUCCGGGAGGAGGUCAUAGACUUCUCGAAGCCAUUCAUGAGCCUGGGCAUCUCCAUCAUGAUUAAGAAGCCGCAGAAGUCAAAGCCAGGCGUGUUCUCCUUCCUGGACCCGCUGGCCUACGAGAUCUGGAUGUGCAUCGUGUUCGCCUACAUCGGGGUGAGCGUGGUGCUCUUCCUGGUCAGCCGCUUCAGCCCGUAUGAGUGGCACACGGAGGAGCCCGAGGAGGGAUCGGAAUCUGCUCCAGCCGACCAGCCCCCCAAUGAGUUCGGAAUAUUCAACAGCCUCUGGUUCUCCCUCGGAGCUUUCAUGCAACAGGGCUGUGACUUCACUCCCAGGUCUCUCUCAGGUCGCAUUGUAGGAGGUGUUUGGUGGUUCUUCACCCUGAUCAUCAUCUCCUCCUACACGGCUAAUCUGGCUGCGUUCCUCACCGUGGAACGGAUGGUGUCUCCCAUAGAGAGUGCCGAGGAUUUGGCCAAGCAGACGGAGAUAGCAUACGGAACGCUGGAUGCUGGAUCCACCAAAGAGUUCUUCAGGAGGUCGAAGAUCGCGGUGUACGAGAAGAUGUGGGCGUACAUGAAGUCGGCGGAGCCGAGCGUGUUCACAAAGACGACAGCGGAGGGUGUGGCGCGAGUCCGGAAGUCCAAGGGGAAGUACGCCUUCCUGCUGGAGUCCACCAUGAACGAGUACACGGAGCAGAGGAAGCCCUGCGACACCAUGAAGGUCGGAGGGAACCUGGACUCGAAAGGAUACGGAGUGGCCACGCCCAAAGGCUCGCAGCUAAGAACCAGCAUCAGAAACGCAGUGAACCUGGCUGUGCUAAAGCUGAAUGAACAAGGCCUGUUGGACAAAUUGAAAAAUAAAUGGUGGUACGACAAAGGGGAGUGUGGCAGCGGGGGCGGGGACUCCAAGGACAAGAGCUCCCAGGCACUUAGCCUAAGCAACGUGGCGGGGGUCUUCUACAUCCUGGUGGGCGGCCUGGGGCUGGCCAUGCUGGUGGCGCUGGUGGAGUUCUGCUAUAAGUCGCGGGCCGAGGCUAAGCGAAUGCAGCUCACCUUCACCGAAGCCAUGAGAAACAAGGCCCGGCUGUCGAUCACGGGCAGCCUGGGGGAAAACGGGCGUGUCCUGACGCCAGACUGCCCUAAGGCUGUGCACUCUGGCCCCUCCCUCCACCACGGCCCCACCCUCGCCAUGGUGUCCUCCUCCGAGCUCCCAUAGCAACCAAAAAACUCACCCUGUGCCUUAUGCCACGCUAAUCCUGCUGACUACGCCAUGCUUCCGGCCGGCCCACCUGGACUACAAAAACUGACGAGAAAACUACGAUUACACUGAUUCAGUCAAUCUGGGAUGUAAAGAAAAAAAAAAAAGACAAAAUGUGAAGUUGAACAGCAAAGUGGAUUUUAAGAACAUAGAGAAAAGGCAAAGCGAACAAGAGAGGGCGUGAACUAUCUUCAGGAUUUCAGACGCCUUAAUACGAUCAUCGCAGAAACAUCACCCACGGAUGAAAACGAAAAAGACCACAAAACUGUAAACUUGAAACUCUGGACUGUGUAAAUUUCCUGUUCUUUCCACAAACAUUGUUUGAAACGAGACAAACACCACGCUUUUCUUUAGCCUCUGACCUACUCAGCUGUAGUCUCCGAGAAAUUAACGCAAAAAAAAAAGUAGCUAGAAUAUUAGCUAUAGUGUUAGCUAGCCACCCUGAGUGACAUCGCUGAGUUUAUUUAAAACAGAGAAAAGAC